AUGGUGAAGGCUGGUUACAUUGGCGAGUUUGAGGUGAUCGAUGAUCACAGAGCCGGAAAAAUCGUUGUAAAUUUAACGGGCCGUAUCAAUAAGUGCUCCGUGAUCAGUCCACGUUUUGAUAUCGCAUUGAAGGAUUUGGAAAAAUGGACGUCCAAUCUGUUGCCAUCACGUCAGUUUGGACAUCUUGUAUUGACAACAUCAGGCGGAAUUAUGGACCAUGAGGAGGCACGAAGGAAACAUUUGGGUGGCAAAAUUCUUGGCUUCUUUUUCUGA
Gongylonema pulchrum is the source of this 273-nucleotide messenger RNA. The record is from the annotation of a GenBank genome assembly. NCBI's taxonomy places the organism in Eukaryota, Metazoa, Nematoda, Chromadorea, Rhabditida, Gongylonematidae.